Molecule: messenger RNA, 828 nt
Organism: Homalodisca vitripennis (glassy-winged sharpshooter)
Lineage: Eukaryota; Metazoa; Arthropoda; Insecta; Hemiptera; Cicadellidae
Product: apolipoprotein D-like
Exons: 6
Coding region: 103-696 (197 amino acids)
Molecular function (GO): pigment binding
Source: RefSeq, a predicted model, not a curated record
UCUGAAGAGUUCUUAUAACGGAUGAGACUACUUCAAACGUAGCUCUGCAUGUCCAUAUAAACAGAUUGUUAUUGUUUUGUAGUUAUUUACUUCAUAUUAACCAUGAGACGGAUACUGGCUGCAGCCCUGUGCCUCUCCACCCUCUUGGUGCAAGGGGAAGCGUUCAGCUGGCCUCACUGGGGCAAGUGUCGAGAGCUACCCGUGGUAGAAAAGUUUAAGUUUCAAAAAUACAUGUAUCACUGGUACGAACAAGCUGGCUACAAUACGGAGGCAACCAAUCAUGAUCUUCGAUGUCCUCAAAGCUUCUACCAGCCAGACACGACCACGGUAUUCACUAUACAGAGCAAGGCCGUAAGAAACAGGGAUAACAAAACGCAAGGUAUAAAUGGGACGGGUUUGCUGGCUGACCCCACCAAGGAUGAAGGAAGGAUGAUAGUAACCUUCCAUCCACACUGGUGGUCGACUGUGACAGGGAAUUACUGGGUACUAGGUACGGACUACAUCACCUACUCAGUAGUUUAUACUUGCGAAAAUUUCCUCUUCUUCUUUCAUUACGAUUCAAUUUGGUAUUUGAGUCGUCUACGAACUCUUCGGUCGAAGACAGAUUUCUUCACCUCUACCGACAGGAUUUUAUUGAUGAAUGGCCUGGACCCUACAAUCAUGCAAGGAGUAUCUCAGUCAAACUGCAAUGAUUAAGACUGUAUGUAGAUUACUAUGUCCAUAACAAAAGUUCUCUUUAAGCUAGCAGAUACCAAUAAAGUAUUGUGAAUAAUGCAAUGUGAUGCAAGAAACUGUCAAUGCAAUAAAAUAUUCUUUAUAUUCGCCUAA